AUGCGCCUCAUCUGCAACAAGCUGGAACCCCGCGCGCAGAUCUGGUCGCAGCUUCUGCGCCGCGUUGUCACGCAAAUGCUGGACUUAGGAGGAGAGCUGUCAUCAGCCCGCAUCUUUGAUGUCGAUGUUUGCAGCUCGUUCCAGCUUGAGCGUUCAGUGCCCCAUCUCGCGGGCAACAGCAUGGAUCAAGACGUCUGCAUCCAUCAUCUGGUCUCACGGACGGCAUCCCGCCUAGGCUCGAGCGUGGCAAUAUGCUCAUGGGACGGGUCCAUGACCUACCAGGAGCUAGAAAUGGCUUCGGACAUCUGGAGCCGGACGCUGCUGGGUAAUCUCCGUCUCCCGCCGGGCACAGCCGUUCUGCAUUGCGUUGACGCAUCCAAGUGGGCAGUAGUGGCGUGGCUGAGCAUCGUCAAGGCAGGUCUCGUGUGCGUACCUCAAGAUACCAGCACGCCCAUCCCAAGGCUUCAACGCAUUGCGCGAAGCGUCAAUGCAAAGCUUGUUCUCUGCGACGAACAUCGAGUGUCGCGAUAUCGGGGUUUGGUCGACAAGGUCGGGAGCUGGUGCAUUCUCAACGCCGCAAGCCAGUCCGAGCUUGACGCCAUCGAGCCCAGGUAUUUCCCCUCGGCCAGAGACGUGGCCGUCAUAGUCUUCACCUCGGGAUCCACGGGCACACCCAAGGGUGUUGUGCAAGACCACGGUGCCCUUGCCAGGGGUAUACUGCUAGCCGCCAACGCCCUCGGCAUCAACCAGCAGACACGGCUCCUGCAGUUCUCGUCACUCUCAUUUGACCUGAGCAUCGGCGAGAUGUUUAUGCCCCUGGCCACUGGGGGCUGUGUCUGUAUCCCAAACCCUGCGCAGAAGCUCCGCAAAUUAAACGAGAGCAUCGCCCAGUUGCAGGUCACCGACGCCAUCCUCACCCCCACGGUGGCCGCCAACCUUUGCCUCGACAAGAUACCCAGCCUGCACACGCUGUCACUUGGCGGAGAGCUGGCGCCGUUGGAACUAUGCGAGAGACUGAUGGCUGGGCUGACGCUCAACAAUAUCUACGGGUCAACUGAGGGCGCUGUCUGGGAUGCCGUGGCCAAAAUGUCUCGAGCGAACCCAAACCCGAGAAACAUCGGCCUACCCAUCGGUUCUCACCUUUGGAUAACGCACCCGGACAACUUUGGGCAUCUCUCACCGCCAGGCGUGCCGGGUGAGGUGUGCGUCCAAGGCCCCGACAUCUCUCGUGGUUACCUGAACAUGGCAGAGAUGACCAAAGACCGGUUCAAAGAUGGGUCCAGGUGGCUCCCUGACGCUGUCAACGACUACGGGAAUGAUGGUUUCCGAACCUUGUAUAGGACUGGCGACCUGGGCAAGUUUAUGCCAAAUGGAACCAUCGAACUCCUUGGCCGGCGGGACCGGCAGAUGAAAUUUAACGGUCAGAGAUUCGAGCUAGGCGAAGUAGAAGCCUGUCUGAAGCGGCACGUGACAAAGGGGUCGCACGUUCACGUCAACACGCUUAAGGUGGGCAACAAGCAGCAGCUCGUAGCAUACUUGUCGGCGGGCAGUGAGUUGGUACUGACAGAAGAGCGCGCCCAGGCGUGGGUUCGCGCCGCAGCCGGGGAGCUUCUAGACUUUAUGGUGCCCAAGACGGUCGUGCCGCUACAACAGUUCCCCCUGACUGUCACGGGCAAGAUUGACGGGCAGAAGCUCACCAGGAUGGGCCAGGAUUUUAUAUCCCAAAGAAGGGCGACGGACAACGGGCAUGCUGUUGGGCCUGGACACGGUAAUACGCGGAUCCAGGUGGAACCGAUGGACUCGAUGACUGCCGUCGCUCGAAGGGGGAUUUGCAACUACCUCGAGGAUGUCAAAGGCAUUGGCUCGGCAACGCUACGAGAUAAUUUUCUCCUCUCUGAUGUAGGCAUUGAUUCCAUGGAUGCUCCGGCUCUUGCCGAAAGAAUCAGCAACUUGGUGGCAGGCCAUGUGCCCCCAUCAGCCUUCUUGAAGUUCAACGUCAGCGUAGGCGACGUGGUUGAGGCCGUCGUCGAGCAAGGAGGAUGCCUCCUCGGACGGCGACACCUCGGGGCAGACGGCAUGGCUUGUGAGAUAGAAUAUUGGAAAAGCGAGCUGAAGCAGCGGGCGCUCGACUCGGAACCUCGAAUGGCAAUGGACACCGCCGCGGCCCAUAUCUUGGGUGCCAACUACCUGGGCCAGAGCCAAGGCAAGCUCGUCCUCGUCACCGGUGCGACGGGCUUUCUGGGCCAUGAAAUCCUUCGCCAGCUGCUGGCGCAUCCCAGUGGCAUCAAGGUCGUUGCCCUUGUGCGCGGCGACGACCCCGAAGCUGUUCUGCAGACCAUCGUCGAGGCCGCCCGGCAAAAGUCGUGGUGGAAAAUUGGCUACUCUCGUCGCCUCCGCAUAUGGCUGGGUGACUUGUCCAAGCCGCGCCUGGGCCUCGGCCACCAACAAUGGAUGGCGCUCUUCAGCGGCUUUGACCACAUUGUCCACAACGGCGCCACGGUCAACUGGGGUCUUGACUACGACUCGCUCCGGAGUGUCAACGUCGCAAGCACCCACCAGCUUCUAUGUGGACUGGGCCAGCCUCGGAGCACCCCGCGGCUCCUAUUCGUCUCGGGCGGUUACAUCUCUCCCGCCGACGAGACCGUCGCGGAGCUGCUCCACAAGGCCAGCGGCAUGACGGGGUACGAACAGACCAAGCUCGUCUGUGAAGCCCUCAUAGAGCAUUUCAAUGCCGACUGGGUAAGAGACUCGCGUUUCGCGGCGAUUCUCAAGCCUGGUUUCAUCAUAGGCUCGACGACGGAUGGCGUGACGCGCGAGACAGACGCCAUCUGGCGUUUCGUCAAGGCCUGCGUCGACGUUGGCUUCUACAGCGACCUCGAUGCCCAAAGAUGGGUCUCGGUGGCUGGCGUCGACCAGGUGGCCAAGCUAGUUCUCGAUUCCAUUUUCAGCGCCGGCAACAGCCGUGGCCGUGGGCGCCCUGCAAUGCAAAAGGUGCUCAAUGGAUUUCUGCUUCAGGACAUGUGGACAACUCUUGUACGGUUGGGGCUCGACCUCGAGCCUCUGCAGCACGAGCGAUGGCUCAAAGCCAUGAUGGACCAGAUUAGUGAGCAAGGUGCGGCACAUCCACUAUACCCCUUGACAGAAUGGCUGCACGACAACGGUGGCUUCUUGGCUAGUGAUCGACCAGUUGCUACACAGAGUGUAGACGGCAUCUCACCUUUGGCAGCCCUAUUCCAGAGUCUAGACUAUCUAAUUGGUUCUGGAUUCAUCUCUACACCAAUUGUCAAGCUAACGCGAGAUCGUCUGUAG
Molecule: messenger RNA, 3309 nt
Organism: Purpureocillium takamizusanense
Lineage: Eukaryota; Fungi; Ascomycota; Sordariomycetes; Hypocreales; Ophiocordycipitaceae
Product: putative NRPS-like protein biosynthetic cluster
Exons: 1
Coding region: 1-3309 (1102 amino acids)
Source: RefSeq, a predicted model, not a curated record